Messenger RNA from Phaedon cochleariae (mustard beetle), 1114 nucleotides. The record is from the annotation of a GenBank genome assembly. Lineage: Eukaryota; Metazoa; Arthropoda; Insecta; Coleoptera; Chrysomelidae.
AUAUAACCAAUUACUAUUUUACUAAUGCAAAUUUAGAUUCUUCAGCUGGUUAUUUUACUAUUUUUUAGAUUUGUAGUUGUAGUCCUCUUCCUUGCCGUUGGGAAAAAAUUGAAAGCUGAAAAUACAAACAAUAAAAUAUGAAUAAUAUAGAACUACCAAGCGAAACACAACCGGAUAUCACUUCAACGGACGAAACUAGUUUAUUGGUUGUUAUACUCGAUAGCAAUCCUGGCCAAAAAAUGUUGAGAGACAAUCCCCAUAUUUUAACACAUUGUGUUGAUUCUGUCAUAGCAUUUGCGAAUUCACACUUGAUGCAGAAAGCACAAAACAAAUUAGCGAUUAUGGCUUGCCAUUCAAAAACUAGCCAGUUCAUAUUUCCUGGACCAGGUAGACCUUUAGAUGUGCGGCAAAUUGAUGGUCAAUAUGAAGCUUUUACUAAUGUGGAGAAAACCACAAAACAAAAUCUUGCAAAGAUAUUGUCUUCUGAAACAUCUUCAGCUAUAACUGAAUCUCUUUUAGCUGGUGCUAUAGCAAUGGCUCUAUGCUAUAUUGCUAGACUCAAUAGGAUAAAGCCUCCAGGAGCUAAGCUCAACUCUCGUAUCUUGGUUGUAACAGGCAGUGGAUGUUCUGCAUCUCAGUACAUGAAUUACAUGAAUGUAUUUUUUACGGCUCAGAAGCAGAAUGUUGUAAUAGAUGUCUGUGCACUGGAUCAACAUCUAAGUUUGUUACAGCAGGGUUGUGACAUCACCAAUGGCUUAUAUCUGAAGGUUCCUCAACUGCAAGGAUUGCUACAAUAUUUACUAUGGGUAUUUUUGCCGGAACCUCCUAUAAGGGAAAAACUGGUUUUGCCACCUCCCGUCAAAGUGGAUUAUCGGGCAGCCUGUUUUUGUCACAGGGAACUUAUUGACAUCGGAUAUGUAUGUUCCGUUUGUCUUUCAAUCUUCUGCAAAUUCAGUCCAAUAUGCACAACAUGUCAUACUGUGUUCAAGAUGCCAGCGCCUUUGGCAGGGAAAACAAAGAAGAAGAAAAAGAUAUAGUAUUAUUUCUUGAACAUUGUUACUUGAAUAAUUUAAGGUAGGUGUACCUAUUACAUUUUCCAAUGAUGAUAAUAAUA